AGACCUUCGGGGCCGACACAACUCUCUCCAAAGCCCUCUCUUCUAACCACCAAAGAGGUCGUCACUCACUAGUGCCCCUAUAACGCACGGAAGCGGCCAUGCCGAUUCUCGCGAGUCAGCGAGCUGAAGAGAAUUUCCAAGUUGGUGCCUCCGAUAACCACGGUGACGGCGCGAUGAAGCAGAGGGAGUCCCUCGCAAAGCUAAGGCUCUCGCUGAAAGGGGAACCUGAGUUGAACGCUAGGAGUGAUGCUGACUUCCUUCUACGCUAUCUUCGCUUCACGAACUCGGAUGAAGUGAGGGCUCACAAAAUAAUUAAGAGCUACUACAAACACCGGGCAAGGUAUCCCAAAAUUUUCGACCAGCUUACGCCAACGAACGUGGCCGAAGACUUCUCUCGGCACCUAGUCAGCGUGCUGCCAGAGCGAGACAACCACGGCCAACCGGUCCUACUCGUUAGAAUAGGAGCUUGGCCGUCGGAUUUAGCACAAAUUAAUUUUAAUCGCCUCGUUGCCCUGACUUUGGAACAUGUGGCGAUGGAUGCCGCUUCUCAGAAAUCAGGGGUUUCGAUACUUUUAGAUUUUGACUCCUGGUCAAUUGCGAAGAUGAUGACCCUCGAUAUAGGACUUGUCAAGCAAGCUGCCCAAAUGAUACAAGAACUCUUGCCCUUCAGGGUGAACCAGGCACACGUAGUCCGGCAGCCCAAUGCGUUCAGCAUCUUCUUUUCACUUAUGAAACCAUUCCUCGGAAAAGCAGAACAGGACAGGUUUCUGUUCCACGGAACAAACUUCGAGGCGUUGCACACGCAUAUUCCGAAAAGUUCGUUGCCCAAAGAAUACGGUGGUGACGGCCCUUGUAUCAACUACGACGGCUAUUUCGAAAGGAUCAAGCGCCAAGAACAAGAGUUUAUCGAUAUUGCUUGCUACGGAUACACGAGAAAAUCUUGAAGGCGCUGGUGAAACCUGCGUCUGCGCACUGCGCAUGCACCCCUCAUUUGUAAAUAAAUAUACCCCCUACGUAUGUCCAGUCACAUCGAAAGAAAAUAAAGAUAAUGAAGAGAUCCCUGGUCUUGCACCAAUCGGAUGCCGCUGGAAAUAUUUUUCA
Molecule: messenger RNA, 1101 nt
Organism: Ixodes scapularis (black-legged tick)
Lineage: Eukaryota; Metazoa; Arthropoda; Arachnida; Ixodida; Ixodidae
Product: alpha-tocopherol transfer protein-like
Exons: 5
Coding region: 99-944 (281 amino acids)
Cellular component (GO): membrane
Molecular function (GO): phosphatidylinositol bisphosphate binding
Source: RefSeq, a predicted model, not a curated record